Messenger RNA from Prorocentrum cordatum, 1677 nucleotides. NCBI's taxonomy places the organism in Eukaryota, Dinophyceae, Prorocentrales, Prorocentraceae. The record is from the annotation of a GenBank genome assembly.
GCGAAGGCGAUGGGCAGGAUGAACAACAAGUUCGAAGAGACGGCGAAGCUCAACCAAGAGGUUGUCAUUCAGGACGAGGUUGCCUACGCCAAGUCGCAGUUCCAAAUUCACCGAAAGGAAGAGGAUCCAUACGAUGACUUGGAGGCAGUCGAUCUGGAGGACGAGUUCGACGAGCUGUUCCAGGCGCAGGAGAAGGACGGGAACUACCACGUGUAUGAAAAGUCGAUGAACAGUGUGACCCUCGAGAAGCGCAAGAAGAUUUCUGGCAAGACGCCCCCGCGUCCGAGUGGCCCACUUGAUGGAGACAAGGGCGGUGGCUUGACAGAUGGCGCGAAGUUCCUGCAGGCGCACAGCGAGCUCAUCAGCAACGUCCGCAAGCUAGGCGAGGAGCUGACGGGCAAGAGGGGCAUGAAGGUUGCGCUGAAGGCCCUCUCGGACGACGUGAGCAAGAAAGGCACCGACCUGAACUUGCUCCCGUAUGCUUCAGACAAGAUCAUGCAAUCUAUUGAUGAAGUGAAUGGCCAUGUGCAGGCGCUGCUGAAGAAGGUCUCCAACAUCCAGAAGCACGAGGUGGCGGAGUCGGAGAAGUCGCUGGGCGACCUGACAAAUUCGACCAUCAUCAUCAUCAUCAUCAUCAAAGACAAGCACGUUGACCUCAAGAGUGCAGGCGGCCAUCUCAUCGCCGAAGCUCGCAACAAUGAGCGCUCGAACCGCCAGAAGGACGACUGGGUUCAAACGAAGGUGAAUGCGGCGCUGACCAAGAACGGCUUCGGCAAGCACCACGCCAGCCGGCUCAGCAAGAUCCCUUUCAAUUUCGAGACGGCGGACCUAACGAAGAUCCACGUGCAUCCAAAUGCACCCGAGGACACGGCCCACGGCAUCAACAUCAACAACGAUGAGGACACACGGGACUUCAACCACGUUUCGGCAUGGGCUGCUGGCAACGCCCAGGCCAACAAUUUCAAUAAUAUCUUGCACGAGGACGCGCGAGUGCAGGCCAAGCUCACCACCAUGACGCCUGCCCUGUCUAAGAAUACCACGCGGGCGGGCGCCAUGUGUGUGGUGGAGGGCGCCCACUUCGCCGCCGCCGACGCCGACCUCGACCCCGACGUCUUGGACGGCGACGGGAGCGAGCCGUGGAUGCUUGCUUGUCGUGCGCACUGCUGCAGGUACGGGCCGAAAGCAUACCCUCUCCCAGGUGCCGCAUCGUUGCUGGUGGUGCUGGAGGGCCCAAUCUGCGUUCAACGGACGGCGAUCUCCAAUAUCACAGAGCACGGGGUCACGAUGAGCGUUUGCCCGUCCUUUCUGGAGACGCCUGAGGGUCAGAAGUGCCAGGGCUCAUCCAUCGUGGCGGUGCGCGUGAUGGACAACGUUGCCAGAUUCGCCCCCCGCGGGCUCGCCGUGCACAUGGUCCACGCCCCGACGGAUGCGGCAGAUGACGACGACGCCAACCCACCGCCGAAGAAGAGGGGGAAGUCGGCGGCGCCGAAGAUGACCGAUCAGUCGAAGGUCGCAUUCCUGCUCAGCAUCCCGCUCCUGCGUGCUGCUGACAUCAACGGUGUGGGCGGGAAAGUGCGACAGGUUGUCUCAGCCUGGAAUGAGACGCGCUUCAAAACUAAGGGCGAGGAUGCGAUGUGGGCCAACCGUGCAAGGUGGUUCCGUGCUCACUACAAGUAA